AUGACUUCAAGCAAAUCACUCCAGGACUCGCCAGGCGACGAAUACAUACCUGUACCAGUACAGAUGAAGAUACCGCAUGUGGACUUCAUAUACCGAUUGAGCUGCAAUAUGGCGGAAGACAACCAUGUCGUUGGAGCACCCUUCAAUGCCUUGCACACUCGCAUAAUCAUGCCUAUCGUUGAUGGGACCGUCAAAGGGCCGAGGAUAUCAGCGACGAUCGAACGAAACAGCGGCGCCGACUGGGGCACGACGAUCCAAGGAGCACAUUUCAUGAAAUUGGACGCUCGAUACACACUCAAGACCGACGACGGCGAAUACAUAUAUGUCCGGUCCAAAGGCAUCUUCUCCCCAUCUGCAGAUGACUUCUUCGCUUCAGGACAUCCAGACAGCAUGUCUCACUCCGACGUCGAAUGGUUCUCCAGGCUUCAGUUUGAUGCAGGUUCAGGCCCAUACAACUGGAUGAACAGCAUCUUUGCUAUUGGAGUACUGUCGAUGCACGAGCGCAAGAUUAUCAUUGACGCUUAUCGGGUGACCAACUUUCCUGGGCAGGAGCCCAAAGACAUCAGAGCACGAUGA
Molecule: messenger RNA, 576 nt
Organism: Fulvia fulva
Lineage: Eukaryota; Fungi; Ascomycota; Dothideomycetes; Mycosphaerellales; Mycosphaerellaceae
Exons: 2
Coding region: 1-576 (191 amino acids)
Source: RefSeq, a predicted model, not a curated record